Molecule: messenger RNA, 891 nt
Organism: Centropristis striata (black sea bass)
Lineage: Eukaryota; Metazoa; Chordata; Actinopteri; Perciformes; Serranidae
Product: killer cell lectin-like receptor subfamily G member 1
Exons: 5
Coding region: 52-615 (187 amino acids)
Source: RefSeq, a predicted model, not a curated record
UUCCAGCUGACGAGUCGUGUGGCUGCAGUUACUGCAGCAACAAUUCUCGUCAUGGGAUUUGUUUUGUGUGUGGUUUUAUUUGUCAGGUGGACGGCAGCAGUAGAAGUGGAUCAGAUCUGUAAAACUGAGCGACUGAAGCUGACGGAGCGACUGCAGAACUGCCAAAAGGAACGUCAUGAUGUGAACCUGAUGCUCCUCACGGUCACUCAAGACUCCAGGUGCAGCUUGUGUCCAGACGGCUGGCUGUGGUGGAGACGUCACUGCUACUUCUUCUCAGUGGGACAGCAGGACGACCGGCGGUGGAACGAGAGCGCAGAGUUCUGCCUGCAGAGCAACAGCAGCCUGGCGGUCAUCACAGACUCUGCAGAGAUGGAGUUUCUUCAAGGAGUGAUGAGGAGGUUCCAGCAGGUUCCCUUCCUGUGGGUGGGGCUGACUGACGCCCAGCAGGAGGGACAGUGGAGGUGGUGGGACGGGACCGACCUCCAGCACUACAUGCCGGUGACGGUGGAGUGGGAUGCAGACUACAGGGACUGUGCAGACCUGAGGGGAGGGGGGAGUCUCUUCGCCGCCAGCUGUGAAGCUUACGGACCCUGGGCCUGUAAGAGAGACUCCUGACACACUUUAUACAUGUCUCUAUGUACAGCACGGGUCUCAAACUUGUGGCCCGCGGGCCGAUUGCGGCCCUCGUGACGAUAUUUUGUGGCCCCCACCUUGAUAUGAAAGUUUAAUGUGAGUUUUAUAUGAAUGGCACUUUACCGUGUUGUGUGUGGAAGGUCCCUUUAAUUACUUUUUUUUGGUAAUUUUAUGUCUUUUUUUGGUAAUUUUAUGUCUUUUUUUUGGUAAUUUUGUGUAUUUUUUUUAAAUAAUUUUGUCUUUAAAAAAAAUUGUGUC